CGACCCGGAAGCAGCCCCCGGCGUCGGGGCGGGAGCGACGGGCGCGGAUGAGGCGAGGCCCGCGGGCGCAGCUGUUGCCGGGCUAUGGCGGGGACGGCGCUCAAGAGGCUGAUGGCCGAGUACAAACAAUUAACACUGAAUCCUCCGGAAGGAAUUGUGGCAGGCCCCAUGAAUGAAGAGAAUUUUUUUGAAUGGGAGGCAUUGAUCAUGGGCCCAGAAGACACCUGUUUUGAGUUUGGUGUUUUUCCUGCCAUUCUGAGUUUCCCGCUUGAUUACCCAUUAAGUCCCCCAAAGAUGAGGUUCACCUGUGAGAUGUUUCAUCCCAACAUCUACCCCGACGGGAGAGUCUGCAUCUCCAUCCUGCACGCUCCGGGCGACGACCCCAUGGGCUACGAGAGCAGCGCCGAGCGGUGGAGCCCCGUGCAGAGCGUGGAGAAGAUCCUGCUGUCGGUGGUGAGCAUGCUGGCAGAGCCCAACGAUGAGAGCGGCGCCAACGUGGACGCUUCCAAAAUGUGGCGGGAUGACCGGGAGCAGUUUUACAAGAUUGCCAAGCAGAUCGUGCAGAAGUCUCUGGGGCUCUAGACCUCGCCUCGCGCAUGCGCACAGACGUGUGCUCUGCACAUGCGUGUGAACACACACCACCAACAGCUCAGUGUUCUGGGGAACACUCAGUGACAGUGAUACUCUGUGCUGACACCAAAAAGGCAGACUUGCAAGAACCAUGGCAUUUUUUUUUUUUCCUCACCCCAAACAGGCUUCUCUUCUGAAGUUAUGAUUUACGUAGAAUAUUGGCAGCUUUCUGCAGUUUAAAGUAUUCCUCACAAGGCGGUUCAGGUAGACUGUCAAAGCUGUCAUCGCUACCUCUCCCAGCUGAAGCACCGGCAGACCCAGCUGUUCCCGGCUUCCUGCGGGUGCUCCUCCUCCCUGGGGUGGGGGGCUGUAUGUGCCAGACGUCCCGGGAUGGCGGCACCAACAGUGCUCCUGAGGACGGGCCCUGCAGCUGGCGCACGGGAGGGAGCGACGCUCCGCGUGGCCAUCCUGGUGCUUUCUGCACCACGAGCUUGGCUCCUCCUUCCCGAUCUCAUGUUUUACAAGCAGAUGUUUUUUCAUAAUCUGGUCACAUCUUUUACAUUUGUUGAGUAUUAUAAACCAUCACACUUAGAAAUACUUUCAGGAAAUACUUGUUAAAAAUUAAUUAAUGGAUUCAUAGGAAAUGGGGUACACAGAAAGGAAGUUUACUGCAGGCCACGCAGACGGUCAGACUGACAGCUUCCUCCUGCUCACGUCCACCAGAGAGUCUCGGGUAGGGCUCAGUUCCGAGUGCGCUGGGGCAGGGGCCACGGAGCCUUAGAGUGUUAGUGAAAGUUUCUUCUGGGUCUGCAGUUUUUCUUUCCUAGUUUAAAAACUGAGAAGCUCUAGGACUUUGUAACAUUGUGGUUGCGCUGGGAAUUUAAGUGUUGGCACAAGUCAUUCUUGGCAACUUGAAGUCAGGAGGGACCCUCCCAUUUCUUAGCUCAGAGGAGUGCCUUAUCCCCCACGACCGGUGCUCGUGGACGUGGCCUGUGGGGCGCCCGGCCCCAGGCUGGAGACAGCACUUUCCCGUGAUUUACGAAGUUGAUUUGGUUCCGACGUUCUCUAGCGUGGUCAGCUGAGCGGCACAGCGCCGGGAGGUCACGUCACAAGCAAUAACAGAUCUGUGGCAUGCAGAAUCUAAUACUUGGCCUGUUUCAGACAGGUUCAAUUUAAAUAGGAAUUUCUAUUUUUGAAAUAAGGGAUAGUCUAUGAGGCAUACAAUAGAUUUUACUUUGCAUAUUCCUUCCCCCUUCUCUUUCACGAUGGAUCCAGUGUUCGUCGACCGAAACCUCACCCUUGGUGCCAAGGUGUUGGCGGUUUCUGGUUGAAGCAGCUCCAUGUCCGCUUCUGUGGAUGCUGGAUUCUUCCUUCUCAGAAGAGAGUCAUUUAAAAUUUGAAAUGCAGUAUAAGAACGUGUAUUUGGAAGGGGUUGGGGAAGGGCGGUAUUGUACCUAAAUAGUAUUUGCAGGCAAAUGAGAUGGGGUCCUCUCCAGAGAGAAGAAAGUGGUUUGUGUGAGCAGCUGGGCGGUGGGCGUGGGGCCCACGCCAGGCAGGCCCAGAGGGGCACGUGAUUACCUGUAGGUUCCAUGAGAUGUGGGAGGGAGGAGAGGCAGUCUCUUUACAAAACAAAGUAUUUUUAUUGAUUUGUAUUUAUUAAAUAAAAAAAUCCCAUAGUGUCCCUAUUCUGUGGUGGAAUUUAAUUACUAUGUUAAAAAUAAAGUUAUAUAUUUUCCCCCA
This is a messenger RNA of Lemur catta (Ring-tailed lemur), 2310 nucleotides long. It is a transcript of the gene UBE2G2, whose product is annotated as ubiquitin conjugating enzyme E2 G2. The record is from RefSeq and is a predicted model, not a curated record. Gene Ontology annotation, cellular component: cytosol; endoplasmic reticulum. The transcript has 6 exons. Lineage: Eukaryota; Metazoa; Chordata; Mammalia; Primates; Lemuridae. The coding region runs from base 85 to 582 and encodes 165 amino acids.